CACCACACCACUGCGCUCUUUUAUGGUCUCUACAUUUUGUUUAUUUGUUCCUACUUUUACUACGUUUGUACCACACUGUAUCCACACGUCACCUUACAAAAAUUUCCAUGCCCUGCGGCUCACUCUCAUCGUCCUAGGUGGGAUUUGUAAGGACACCUGACUCCGAUUCUUCCAUGGGCCUUCAUCUUUCCUGGUAAAUAAAUACCACAUCUUUCUAACUCUUCAACUGCAAAUAAAAACAUGCGCUAGGUAUUUAAAUGGUGAAAUUGCACACGAUGAAGUUUCAUCCGUCGAUGAAAACUCCCGUGACUCUGAACUCUGACUGGCUCUCGCUUCCGAGUGGCGAACCAAACACAUGAACACCGGCCGAGUAUGGCCGGGACAGGUAGCAGAGUCAUGGAUCAUGUUACAUUCAUUUUCUUCACAAUCUCGAGAGCCAUUGAUGAGAGACUUCAGAGAGCUGACUUAAAUUGGACAACGAUCACAGUAAGCCAAGAUGUCAUGGAAGCAUCCCAUCAAAUAAUCAGCAAAGGGUGGCGAUCUACAUUGAUCAGGAUGUGUGGCAUUUGGACACUUCAUAUAUCUUAUGGUGUCGCUUAUCGACACGUCUCAGCACGUAGACAUGUGUCGAUUGGUGUAGACACGUCCCCUCUGUUUGAUUUACACCUCAAGUGCAAGUGUUGGGCAUGUGGAUCUGGCAUGACCAAAACUCAGCACCGACUCCUAAAAGUGGGGCAGAGAAUGGUCAAGCAGUGGCUGUACAAGUAUCAUGUAACAAAACAGCUUUUCAUCAUUGUAGUUUGUUUGGAUACCAAGAUACUUUGUAUGACCACGAGGGCUAACGCUAUUUCCAUAAUUGCUUCAUUCAGGGUGAUAUUGACUUCAUUUGUGGCGAUGCUCGAUCCCUCUAUGAGGAUUGAGUUGAAUUUUAUUGGCAAGGAAAAGUCUUGGAUCACAGUCCAAUAUAGACAGAAGGGAUCUGGUGAAACUGGAUUCUCCUUUGUAGGUGGUCAUAUCACUGGGCAUGGGAUGGUAUAUUUAGGACGGCCAUGGGGUGAGCUCUCGACAGUAGUAUUUUCUAACGCCCAAAUAGACCAACUGGUCAUCCCUCAGGGGGGUUGGGAUGGUUUUUGGUCAGCUGAGGACCGAAGCAAGAGAUUUGGAGUUAAUGCAGACAGCUAAUCAAAUUAAAUAUCCUUAGUCCUCAAUCAAUGCCAAUUGUGUUAUAACAAUGUAUGAAUCCUGGAUUAAAAAAGUUGGGGACAAUGUUAUGAAGGUUUCUUUGGGUCUCUGUGAUAUGGAACACUUUGGAGUGAACGCAACAGAAGGGUGUUUGCAGGUGAAAGUCUAGAUAUCUAUUCCCUAAAAACAAACACCCUUGCUACGGCGGCUAAUUGGCUCUCCACAAACAAGGAUAGCAGCUUCAUUCCUAGAAAUCAGAUUAUUCAAAACGCUGCAAACUUCCAAAGUCGAUCCAAUGGUAGACAAUCAAUAUGAGAUCCACUACAACAGGAAAAUCUAAAACUUAAUUUUGAUGGCAGCUCCUUCAAAAAUCCAUGUCUUGUUGGGUUUGGUGGAAUUGUUCGUGAUAGCAUGAGCAACAUCAUAUUGACUUUCUCGAGCCCAAGUAGCAUCACAACUGUGAAUGAGGCCGAAACAAGAGAAUUGUUGGAAGGACUGAGAUUAUUUUCCCAGUUAAGUGGAAAUAAAAUUGUUGUGGGCGAUUCAAAAAAAUGUGAUAGCAUGGGCUAAAGGAGAGAUGAAACCACCGUGGAGAUUCACAUCCCUGUUUGACGAAAUGUUUUAUUUUUUAGCUUGCGACUCUUUUGAGCUCCUUCAU
This is a messenger RNA of Amborella trichopoda, 1840 nucleotides long. Its product is annotated as putative pectinesterase 11. Lineage: Eukaryota; Viridiplantae; Streptophyta; Magnoliopsida; Amborellales; Amborellaceae. Gene Ontology annotation, molecular function: pectinesterase activity. The record is from RefSeq and is a predicted model, not a curated record. Gene Ontology annotation, biological process: pectin catabolic process; cell wall modification.